ACUACUUUACACACAGUUUGGAAAUUUGGUCCAGUGGGUCUUAAAGUAGGGGUUGACCCCUCCAAAGGGUCACAAGUAAAAUCUGAGAGGACAAAAAAAACAAAGCUCUGCUAUACACAUUUGCUUUUUUGGAUAAUUCAACAUCUUUGGGCCUCAAACAGUAAGUUAAAUGGAAUGGAAAUCUCAGAGGGUCGGGAACUACUGGUUUAACCUUUAAUAUUGUAUUACAUUUUAUAACCUUAUCAUAUGUUUUAUAUGUAAAAUAUUAAUCUGAAAAAUUAUUAUUCCCUUUUUGCUGUCAGAUAAAUGUUGUGCAAUAAAAGCAUAAUAUUCUCGCCUGAAAUGUAAAAGUAUAAAAGUAGCAUAAAAUGGAAAAUACUCAAGUUAAGUUCCUCAAAAUUACACUUAAAUACAGUACCUGAAUAAAUGUACUGUACCUAAACGCCACAGGGGUCAUUGGAAAAGAAAAGGGUGAGUACAGUGUUAUCAUAACCGACAGGAACGAUUCUCAAAAACAAGGACCAGGUUAUAAAAAAGGUUCAAACUGGGAAUUAUACAAUCUCAAACAUCUAGAAAAAAGCCAAUAUAUGUAAGUGUGCGUGUUUGUGUGUGUGUGUGUGUGUGUGUGUUUGCCAGAAUGGAGGGUCAGUCGAGGUCCUCUCAUAAGUACCUGCUGCUGCAGGUGUGGUGUGGUCUCCUCACUGUGGCCAUGGUGGUUAUGGCUGCAUUUCUCACUUCAGUCAAACCAAAGUCAGCUGAGGACGGAGUCCCAACGCUGAAGCCAGACAAUAUCAGUUCAACAAUCAACCCUUCUCUGGCUCCUAUGAAGUUAGUAGGAUCUUCUCUCUCAUACAUCCAGCUAAUCAAGUCUCUGGACAAGAGCUCUUGGGAAGUAUCACCUGGGUGUCACUCCUGCUUCCUGUCCCUGCGUAACGACUCCAUCCACUGCAUGAAAAGCAGCCUCUACUUCAUCUACGCCCAGGUCACCUUCGCCAAUCUCCCAAGUAAAACACAGACCAGAUCGGUGAUCUUGAAAAGAAACCCCAGGGCUGGUAAAAGGAUGAAGAAACUGGUUGAGGGGACCUUCCCAAACACAAGUGAAGUCUCUGUGUGGGUGGCCAAGAUUGUCAAGCUCAACGAGGGAGACAGUAUCAGCUUAGAUCUCACAGAUGAAGUUCUAAACGACAACACAUUCUGGGGCGCCUAUCAGCUCCAUUAGCGCUGCAGGUCUUUGGAUUUGUUACUAUACAAGUGAGAAUCAUUUUUGAUUGGACUGGUAUGUUGUUAGUGCAGCUAUACGUUUCAACAAAUGCUGCUCAUCACCUGUAUUUGUUUUGUUUUUUUUAGUAUUUUGGACCAGAUAUUUAACAAAAAUUUAAAUCAUACAGAUUCUGUGAUGAUCAACAAUUACUGAAUCUUACUUUUGCAUUGUAGUAAAACCUUUAAAUCAUCGUUGUGGCCAAUGUGGAACACUAAAAUGCUUUUGGAUUUUGGACAAACAUAUCUUAGCAAAGUCACAUACUGUAUCAGACCAGCCUUACAGUUUUCUACCUGCUGGAGUGAAACUGUGUGCCGUUUGGUGGUUUUUAUUCUAACUGCAUUUAAAUGAAUGUAAACUGAAAGUCGGGGGCAUGAAUGUGUUUUCUCACCGCUCUGCUUGUUUAACUUAUGAAAUGUGAUAUUAUAUUGGGAUGGUUUGAUUUCUGAGGGGGAAGUAAAAAAAGAAAAAAAGUACUCAAUUCUUUGACUUGUUAUUUGCAGUGUGAUCCACCCGCUGACCACACG
Molecule: messenger RNA, 1785 nt
Organism: Seriola aureovittata
Lineage: Eukaryota; Metazoa; Chordata; Actinopteri; Carangiformes; Carangidae
Gene: lta
Product: lymphotoxin alpha (TNF superfamily, member 1)
Exons: 5
Coding region: 638-1219 (193 amino acids)
Biological process (GO): immune response
Cellular component (GO): membrane
Molecular function (GO): tumor necrosis factor receptor binding
Source: RefSeq, a predicted model, not a curated record